This is a messenger RNA of Cyclopterus lumpus (lumpfish), 1643 nucleotides long. It is a transcript of the gene ttc4, whose product is annotated as tetratricopeptide repeat domain 4. NCBI's taxonomy places the organism in Eukaryota, Metazoa, Chordata, Actinopteri, Perciformes, Cyclopteridae. Gene Ontology annotation, molecular function: Hsp90 protein binding. The transcript has 10 exons. The coding region runs from base 159 to 1346 and encodes 395 amino acids. The record is from RefSeq and is a predicted model, not a curated record.
UUAUUCACGUGGGACCGCUCACGCACAUGUGUAAACAAGAAGCUGGGUAACUGGUGGAAGGGGUAACGUUAACAUAGCCGAUGUGCUGGUGUUAGUCACCGUUUAUAUAAGAUUUAUAAACUACAAAAUAGCGCUUCACACAUAUUGUUUGAUCCAAAAUGGCGUCAUCUGAGCAACACGACAGCGAGGACGGCAUGGACGAGUUCAUGGACAAAUUCAAGAUCCAUAAUUAUAAAAAUGCCUUCAGUGAAGACAACUGGCAGGAGGAGUUUGACAAAAUACCUAUGUUCAUGAAAGAAGCCCCUGAAGAGAUUGACCCACAGAAAUACCCCGAGCUAGCUUGUCUUCAGGCCAUUAUCCACGACGAAGACAGACCCCCAGAAGAGCAAGCAAGGAGCCUGAAAGAUGAGGGGAAUGCGUUUUUCCAGGAGAAGAACUACAAGAAGGCCAUACUGUCCUACACGGCGGGGUUGAAGAAGAAAUGUGGAAACCAGGAGCUGGACACAGUCCUCCUCACGAACCGGGCUGCGGCACACUUUCACCUCGGUAACAUGCGCUCUGCGUUGAACGAUGCUGGAGCUGCAAAGAAGAUUAAACCAGACCAUCUUAAAGCCUUAACCAGAGGUGCUCAGAGUUGUAUAGAGCUGCGUAACUUUGCAGAGGCCGUCCAGUGGUGUGACGAAGGGCUCAAGCUUCAUCCCACCGACAAAAAGCUGCAGGAGCUGAGAGCAGUAGCAGAUAAACACAAAAGAGCAACAGAGAGAGAUGCCAGGAAGGCCAAGAUCAAAGAAAAAAAGCUGCAUGCUGAGAAAGAAGCUCUUCUGACUGCUAUAAAGGAUCGGGGCAUCAAGCUCUUCCAGUCUGUGAAGCCUCGUCCGGGCGGUUCAGACCGCCAGGAUGAGGACGAGGGCUCCUCAGCAGCGAUAUCCCAGCUGAACCUGGAUGGCCUCAGCUCUCAGGAGGCCACGGGGGCUCAGGUCUUCCUGGAUGAGCAGCGCUCUCUGCACUGGCCUGUUCUUUUCCUCUAUCCUGAACACCAGCAGACGGAUUUCAUCUCUGCUUUCUCAGAGAACAACUGUUUCAUAGACCACUUGGCAGUGAUGUUUGGAGAAGAACUUCCACCGUGGGACGUGGACAGAAAAUACCACCCAAACAAUUUGCAGCUGUACUUUGAAGAUGAGGAGAAGGACACAUUCUACCAAGUAAACCCAGAGACGUCACUUCUAAAGGUGUUGCAGCAUAAAAGGUUUUUUGUCAAGUCAGGCACUCCCAGCAUCAUCGUUCUGGUUCGGAGUUCGUCAUUCUGGAAGCAGUUUUUAACAGGAAAGAAAAUACGAGGGUUGUAAAAACAUUGGCCUUCAAAUCUUGGUACUUUAAUAUUUAACUUCAGUGGACUGUGUUUGCCCUUGAAAGAGACAUAAUGGAAGCUAUGCAUGUCUGGACACAUUGUUUGACAUUAAAUAUCAAUAAUAAAUAAAUAUAUUUGAAUAUAAAAUAAAUCUAAUCUGUGGAAUAUUUGUGCUUCUUUCUGUAGAAAGAAUGAAUACAUUAUUCACAAACAAAAUGACCAAACUAUUGAUCAGAACACAGAUUAAAAUGCCUUCUGAGGCACAUUUCUGCAUUGUGAUAUUGGACUAUACAAA